Molecule: messenger RNA, 2306 nt
Organism: Odontomachus brunneus
Lineage: Eukaryota; Metazoa; Arthropoda; Insecta; Hymenoptera; Formicidae
Product: TBC1 domain family member 20
Exons: 5
Coding region: 1-1461 (486 amino acids)
Biological process (GO): endoplasmic reticulum to Golgi vesicle-mediated transport; positive regulation of GTPase activity
Cellular component (GO): endoplasmic reticulum membrane
Molecular function (GO): GTPase activator activity
Source: RefSeq, a predicted model, not a curated record
AUGGCCACCGCGAACGACGAGGUGCAACCUCUGGUGCAACCCGCUGCGGACGCCAAGUCGUCGCCAAUAGCCGAGAAUCAUAACCACAACAACAAGAUUCGCAAGAGGAUCGUGACCGCGGAAUCCGGUGAGAAAUUCGCAGCGACGGAUAUAAAUUUCGUGAGCAAAGACAAUGGUGUGAUUGAGUCACGCGAUAGUGUAGCGCUGGUGACGCUGUCCGAUUCUACGAAAGCGUGGUAUGACGAUGACGCGCCGCGAAUACCUGACAUCGCUGACGUGGUCGUAUCCGAUAAACAAAACAAGGUGUCGAUUCGUGACGGAAACGAUCACGAUUCGGAUGACAGCGAUGGAACUGUGACCGAGACGGACGGUCUGCUAAUGAGUCGCGAGAAGACCAAAAUAAGCGUUAUCCGCGGCAGCAUUGCCAAUCCGAAUCUCACCCUGGGUGAGCUGAGACGACUCGGCUGCAGCAGCGAAGGCUUCGUUACUGAUGAUAUACGAAGGGUUCUGUGGCCAAGACUCUUGAGACUAGUGCAAGAGGAAUUUAUACCAGUCAAUGGAUUAGAAACUAUACAUACUUGUAUACCAAACGAAGUAUAUCAACAGAUAUUGAAAGAUGUAGCACGUAGCGGCAGCCACAUCUCACAGAAUGCAACAGAAGAAGAAACUGAGAGUUUUCAAGAACAGCUGACACAACUGAUGUGUUGGGUACUUCACAGGCAUUCCCGAUUAAAUUACUACCAGGGAUACAAUGAUGUAGCAGCGACUGUAUUACUUGUGAUGGGAUUACAAGCAGGCUUGUAUGUGCUUGAAAGAAUAUCACUAGCAUUCUUAGAAAGAUUCAUGGAAGAAACCAUGGAAAAAGUUAAUCAGGAAUUAUUUUACAUAUUUGCGUUGUUGGAGCGAGUACAUCCAAAUUUACUGGAACAUUUAGAGAAUGUAGAAUUGUUCCCACAUUUUGCCCUGGCUGAAUACACAACAUGGUAUGCACACAAGUAUGCGGAAAAUAGAAAGUUAUUACACAGAUUAUUUGAUUAUUUUCUUGGCAGUCCUCCCCUUAUGCCUCUCUAUUUAAGUACAGUAAUUGUUGCACAUAGAGCCACUGAAAUUUUCAAUACUACUCCUGAUAUGGGACACACACAUAAAGUAUUAUGCACAUUACCUGAUGACUUGCCAUUUGAAACACUUUUGAUGGAAGCAAGCAACUUGUAUCGACAAUACCCUCCCGAAUCUAUCAGUAACGACGUCAAGGAUUAUGAUCACAAAAGGAAAAUUAAGGAGCAAGAAUGGAAGGCGUUAGCAGAAGCAAGUCGUCAAGAGAGGGAAAGACAACGAAAGUUAAAAGUUGCUCUGUCGAAACCACGAAUAUCUUAUCGUAUCAAAAGUUACAAAACUAUCACUGUUGUGACCAUUUUAGCUUUGGGAUUAUACGCUUUCAUAAAAACCUCGGGAAUCAACUGACGUUAAGAGAAAUCUUUCACUAAUCGUGAAAGUAAAAUUUUUAACAUUUUUUGUAAAGUUAAAACCUUGGCACAUCUUUGAUAUGUCACUGAGAGAAGAUUUAAAAAUGUUAAGUCAUUCAGUAAGCAAACUUUACCAAAGUAAUGGACGCGAAUGAAAUAUGUGUUGCUAGGAAUAUAAUUGAAUGGUUUGGUUAUCGAUGUUUGAGCAAAUCUGUUCCAGAAGAUGUGAGUCAGAACUUUGUGCAUUCCUAUGCUGCCUUUAUGCUGUGUUCUUUGGAGGUUGACUUGAAUUUUUUGUGGAUAUAUUUAUGUUAACCUUUACACUGCGGAGAAUUCGGACACAGAAUGCACAGUUUAUGCGAUAGACUUUUAAUACAUAGCCGAGAUUGUGUACAAAUAUACUUUUCUUAUUACAAAAAGGUCAAGAGUCUGUAGAUAUCGAAUGCGUAUCAUGAGUGAUAUUUGCUGAGUGUCCAUAGAAAUAUGUGUAUCUAUAAACGAUUUUUCUUAAACGCUUAUAGAUGCUGAUAGCAGUGAAAGGGUUAAAAAAUUAAGAGAAUCACAAAUAUAUGCAAGUUUGUAGAAAUGCAGCAAUUUUAAAUACUCAAAAAUUGCUACAAGUUCGAAUAUGAAAUUAAGGUGUUGAAUAACUUUGAAUAAGAUAUGUGAGAAAAUUUCAUAUACGUAAUAUGUGUAUAUAAGUUAAAAUUGCAUUGAUGAAAGGACUUUAUGUAUUUGUUACAAUUCCUGUGAUGAAAGGACUUUAUGUAUUUAAUUAAACCUGAAAAGAAAAAUUAGAGCAAUUAAUCAUUACAAUCGUUAAUAAAAGUGAAUUGUUUUUAA